Molecule: messenger RNA, 576 nt
Organism: Daucus carota subsp. sativus
Lineage: Eukaryota; Viridiplantae; Streptophyta; Magnoliopsida; Apiales; Apiaceae
Product: metallothionein-like protein 1
Exons: 3
Coding region: 97-324 (75 amino acids)
Molecular function (GO): metal ion binding
Source: RefSeq, a predicted model, not a curated record
UCUGUUUGCACUAUAAAUACAGGAGUCAUUAGCUAUGUAAUUCAGCAAAAACUCAAACCCCUUCAAUUUAAAAUCUCUUGUUAGAAUUUGAAGAAGAUGUCUAGCUGUGGAUCAUCAUCAUGUAGCUGUGGUUCUGGCUGCAAGUGUGGCAGCGGCUGCAGCUGUGCUCACCUUGACCUUGAAAACAGCACAACUGCUACACUUAUCGUCGGUGUUGCACCAGUGAAGAGUAACUUCGGUGGGGAAGAGCAGAGCUUUGGAGCAGAGGGAGGGCACGCCUGCAAGUGCGGAUCAAGCUGCAGCUGUGAUCCAUGCAACUGCUGAUCAUCUUCAUCAAGUAUGAUAUUAUGGAGAGUACCAACAAAGACUUAGCAGGUGUCACUGUGUUUUAUUCAAGUUCAGUAGAACUAUAUGAAUGUCAAAUAAGACUGAUGAGAUCUAUACAUCUAAAAUUUCCAUAGAUUUGGAUGUUGAUGAUGUGUUAGACCAGACUAUCCUUGUCACCUUGUGUAAUUAUGUCGUCCCAAUGUAAUUAACUGCUAUGUUGGUAUAAAUCUCUGUUUUUAUAUUUCUUUU